Messenger RNA from Closterium sp. Yama58-4, 408 nucleotides. Lineage: Eukaryota; Viridiplantae; Streptophyta; Zygnematophyceae; Desmidiales; Closteriaceae. The record is from the annotation of a GenBank genome assembly.
AUGCUACUGCCACGUGUUUUCUUCCCAGAGGCGCUACGCCGCGCUGUGACGUGGCACGUCGAGACAUCAGGCGACUUCCUCGUCGGCUCGCCCCAGCCGUGGUUCCUCUCGCUCGUCAUCUCUCAGUUCCUGCUGCAUGUGCCCUUUUUCCUCGAAGCCAUCUACGCCUUUUGCACUGGCAGGGAGUGGAUCCGCGUGCCGGCUAUUGCCUACUCUGGCCAUGCCAUCACCAACAUGAUCCCCAUUCUCUCCGAGAUCUCACUGAGCCCGUCCCCCUGGUCCACCCGUCAGAAGCUGCUGGCCGUCUACCUGCCCUUCCUCGUAGUGCCCUGCCUGCUGCUCGCCAGAGUUGCACUGCCGUCGUCUCUCUUCCAUAAGAAAUUUGUGCAUGCCAAGAAAAGGUUGUGA